This is a messenger RNA of Octopus bimaculoides (California two-spot octopus), 4962 nucleotides long. RefSeq names its product GRAM domain-containing protein 4. Gene Ontology annotation, biological process: negative regulation of toll-like receptor 9 signaling pathway; apoptotic process. The record is from RefSeq and is a predicted model, not a curated record. NCBI's taxonomy places the organism in Eukaryota, Metazoa, Mollusca, Cephalopoda, Octopoda, Octopodidae.
UCACCACCACCAUCAUCACUAUCGCCAACACUGACUCCAAGAACACAGCAGACAAGUGCAAUGAUGACUAGAUGAAACUACUACUGUGAUUCUAUACAGAAAGAGAGAGAGAGAGAGAGAGAGAGAGAGAGAGAGCAGUACGUAGACGCACGUAUACACAUAGAUACACACUAGCGUACAUACACAGAUAUACAGGCGCGACUACACACACGCACGCGCUCUCACAGUAGUCGCGCACUUACACACACAUAGUAGCACACACGCACUCACACAGAUACAUACGCACAGAGCUAGCACGCAGCUUGGAUGAAAAGAGAGAGAGAGAGAGAGAGUGAUCAGACUACUGGCCUCCCAACCAUUCAUGCAUACCUGCUCGGCUAUCUUCGAUGAUGUGAUUUCCCGGGUUCGAUUGAAUCACCAUCGACAGCUCAUGACUGAUUGGAUUCUACAAACAUCAGCGAUUCUCUUUCUACGUAAGCUUUGAAACCCGUGUUGGAAUUACAAGAGAGACGGAAGGGUAGGUAAAAAAGAGAGAUAAACAGAUUAAUUAGCAGCUAAUUGGAUUGACAGACGAAUGCAUGAUUAGAUUAUAUUAUGAAUAUAUAUCUAUAAGAUACGUGUAGGCAGAUGGAGAUAGAUAAUGUUUAUGUGUAUAUACACAGACAUACAGUCAACAAGAUAAACAGACACAUAAAUAGAUAAAUUACGAGAGAGAGAGAGAGAGAGAGAGAGAAAUGGUAGAACCAAUAUGCGAACACGCAGCUAGACAUACCUAAACUGAUAUAAGGAAUAUAUAUAUACGUAUAGCCGUACAUAUAUAUACUCGUACUUAAUCCUAUAUAUACACGCGGACAGCACGGAUUUACAAAACUAUUUCACAAGAGAAUGUUCCCUUCUAAGAAACGACUUUUAAUUUAUUGCUAAAUUGGAAUGAAUUUCAAUGUGGGAAUGAGCAGCUGAGACAGACAUCCUUGCAAGACGCAAUGAGUUUGAGGAAUGCUAUACGAGCUCGAUUCCGAAACGCAGACAAAUCUGAGAGGGGCGGUGGGCCCACAGCUGUGGGAGCAACUGGUUGUGGAGGCAGUGUUGGUGUCAGUGGCAGCAUUGGGGAAGAGAAGGAAAAAGACAAGGAGAAAGACGAAGAAAUUUCUUCAGCACCAAGUUCAAUGAUGACUCCGUCAGUGAAUUCAUCCAAUCGUAAAGUCUCUCGUCCAGGCAAAAUGAACAUCCCAAAAGAUGAAGAAGACACAAACACUUUUGAAUUAAUAACUGCUGACCGUGAAGGAGAAAACAGUAGUUUGUCAGGACAAGGAACACCUGAAUCACCUCGCUCAGAAUGCAUUCAUCCACUUAAUUCUGAAGAAAGGUUGAGUUUUGAGCAUCAACUGACCCACCUUCAAGAACAGCUGGUGGCUAUUAUGAUAGAAAACCAAGCUCUGAGCAGUGAGUUACAAGAAUAUAAGAAAGCUUGUCAAUUUGAGAAAGUUAAACAAGAACUUGACUACGAAAAAAGCCGAAAUGUUCAUUUGGAAGAAAAAUGUCAGUCGUUAGAGAAGCGAAGAAGAAAAGUGCAACGGAGCAAAUCUGAUGCAACACAUCACGUUUCACCAGAUGAGACAGACUCCAAUGAAGUUAAAGAUCGUUCCCUUCCAACAGAAGAUCGAGAAGUUGUCAAUGACUUGACUGAUGUAAAUUCAAUUGGUCCCAAGACGCGCUGGCAACGGAUUUGGGAUGCGGUUGUUGAUCAGAUCUCUGAAGUCAUCAACGAUUUCUCUGAAGUUCCAGAACCAAAUCCGGAAAUUGAUUCUGAUGGAGAUCCUUUAACUGUCCGAAAGCUAAAGAAUAAUAUCACCCGGUUUGGUGCAGUUACACAACCAAUUAUGAACACAAUGCGUGGUCUGAAAAAUCUCAUUUCAUGGAAAUCACCUUCAUAUACGCUUUUUGUUUUCACUGUCUACAUAUACUCAGCUUGGUAUGGUCUGCUGCUUCCUUUGUGUCUGUUCCUCGUUUUCUUCCGCCUUUCCAUCAGUUACAUGCGAUACAGAGGCUGGAAUAUCAACCUUCAUUAUUUAGAUCCAGGGGAAAUUGUCAAUGAAUCAGAUGAUAAAGACAAAGGAGUUUCAGAUAAAUUCAGUGUUGUUCUUCAAGUGGCUAAAAAAGUGCAGAAUACAUUAGGUGUACUUGCUGAUACUUUAGAAAAAGUGAACAGUCUCCUGACGUGGCGCUAUCCACCUGCUACAAAACAACUCUACGUUACCGUUUGUCUUGCCUUCCUAGUUUCAUGUCUCUUCCAAGCAUCCGCGAUAUUCUAUGUAGCAGGAAUACUUCUGGGAAUAAAGGUUUUUAUCAUUGAUUACAUGUUUGAACAUUUUCCUCGCUUAAAAGAAAAAUACGAUUCAUCUCAUCGGUUGUGGGAAAACCUCCCAACAGACGCAGAAUAUCGGAAGAAGACCACAAGAGUCCAAAUUGAUAAGGUUGCAUCGUUUCUUAAUAUCAAUCGGCAAGAUACAUGUUGCCAAGCUAAAACAAAACAGCUUGAUCUGUACCAUGAGCCUAGCAAUACCAGCUGUAACUCAAAACCAAGAUUUGAAAUCUUGGCUCAUUUUUUGGCAGCAAUAGAUAUAAAUGAUCCGAAAGCAGAAUCAAUAAUUAAAAAGUUCCAACAUAUUCUGGCACAGAAAUGGGAGAAAUAUUCCAGUGCUGCCACACAUUUCGAAAACGAACUCUCAUCGUUAAGCCGUGGUUCUUUCACAUUCAAUGAAAACUCCUUUGAUUUGACACCCAAACAUAGGUUAGACAUUUUCUCAGUGUUACCACUAUCUCAAGGCAAAUCGAAAGAAUAUAAUACAAACGAACAGAACAUAGAUUUUCAUUCCUCUUUUUCGUCUGGAAUAAAUUUAAUUGAAAAUCAGGUGAAUAAUGUUAAGCAUAUCCUACCUUUGAGUCAGUUUGAAGACCGAGAUGACAUGGAUCAUAUGGUUGAUCUAAUGACAGACGAUGAUAAAUCUUUCUGUGAAUUAUUCAACUUGCCUCUUAGUGAAAACCCUCUGCCAGGUUGGCAAGGAGGACGACGCUGUGCAUUGAUUAACAAAGAUAAAAGUUUAACAGCAGCUUUUAAAAAUGGUAAACUAUUUCUCACACGAAGUUUUUUGUGCUUUGAAAGAACGAAAUCACCAUCAAGCAAGAAUUUUGUACUGCCACUUUCUGACAUUGUCAAGUUGGAACGUGCUAAACCGUAUCCAUGGUUACCUGGUGGAGGCAUGGCUAUUGAAGUCACAAUGGCUGGUUCUGAUAAGCCUUACAUUUUCGGUGCCUUAUUGAAUCGAGAAGAAUGCUACCAAAGUAUACACACAGCAGGUUCUGCAGGCGGCUGGGCCUGUCCGGAACCAUCUUCUGGAUCCAUUUCAUCUUCGUCUUCCUCACCAGUGUCAUCAGCAAUAUCCCAACCAAAGUCUUCUCCACACAAAAGACAUAUCCAGCGGAGUCAAACAUUAAGAUUUGAUGAAAAUGUUGCUUAUGCUAUUUCAGACAAUGAUAAUCACUGCUGAUGUCAUCAUGACAAACAUUUCAAAAACAAAAUCCCUUUUUUUUAUUAUUAUAAAAAGUUGUGGGUGAUGGUCAGGAAUGGAUAUACAUACAGAAUUCAUCUUAAACAAAAGUUAUUCAUCAAAAUAUUAACGUCAUCUUUGGAGUUAAAGAGUUUUUUUUUUAAAAAGCAAAUACUUACUGCAUCGACAGAAUCGCUAGAGCUUCGAGCAAAUCGCUUUGUGGUAUUUAGUUAUGUCCCUUUAUGUUCUGAGUUCCAAUCCCACCAAGGUCAUCUUUGCUGUUUAUCCUUCCAGGGUCGAUAAGAUAUAGUACCAGUCUUGUACUGGGGCUAAAUAUAAUCAAUUAUGCCCACUCCUUGAGAAUUAUGACCUUGUGCCUAUGUUUGAAACAAAAAGAAAAACAAAAAUCAAUAUUUACAUUACAUUCUCUGUUUGAUCUCCAAUCAUCACCAGGUGUCUUACUCCUGAACAUGUACAUAAUACGAGCCCGAGUUUGAACUGGGAACUUUUAUUUUUAAACUAAGGAUUAUGAUGCUCUUAUCCACUAGGCUGCUGAAUCUGUUCUGCUAUUAUAUAUUUAUGCUAUAAAUGACGAUGAUCAGAUAUCAAACUGAUGAGUUAUCAACUGAUCUUAUAUUAAACUGAUGUGAUAUCAACUGAUCAGAUAUUAACUGAUCACAUAUCAAACUGAUCAGAUAUCAAUUUGGUCUGCUACUAUAUACGUAUACUAUAAUAUGACACCUGAUGACAAUUGGAUAUCAAACUGUUCAGAUAUCAACUGAUUGAAUAUCAAUCUGGUCCGCUACUAUAUACAUAUCCUGAUGAUGAUGAUCGGAUAUUUCCUGAGUGGAUAUCAACAAUUGAAUACCAGUCUUGUCUGUUAUUUUAUGUGUGUGUGUGUGUGUGUGUCCUGUAAUACAACACCUGAUGACAAUCAGAUAUCAAACUGAUUGAAACAUAAUAUAGAUGUAAAUAUGUUGUUUUUUUUAAUAUUGCUGUCCAAAGAUGGGGUUAAAAAUAAGAAGUCUGUUACCUUAAACAACAACUUUUGGCUAAGCUAUUUGUUUGUUUGUUUUUUUAGGUUUUUAUUUGUUUAUUUUAAUUUCAUACACAUAUAUUUGUUUAUACAUACAUGCAGCAAACAACAUUUUCAUACGAGAAAUUCAAAAAUCAAAAUAAAACAAAAAUAAAUUAAUUAAAAAAUAAAAAAUAAAGACAAUAUAUAUGAAGAGUAAAACAAAUAAAAGAAAAGAUAAACAUGUGUUUACAUGCUUAAUAUCAAAUAUGCAUAUAAUUAUAAAUAUUUUUUAAUGAAAAACAAAAAGAACAAAAGACUCACUGAAAUCAAAUUCUAUGUUGUAUCAAUCAGUAAAAAAAAAAAGAAAAUGAAAACAAGAAAAAAAAAAGCAAAUUA